Molecule: messenger RNA, 2560 nt
Organism: Aphis gossypii (cotton aphid)
Lineage: Eukaryota; Metazoa; Arthropoda; Insecta; Hemiptera; Aphididae
Product: E3 SUMO-protein ligase ZBED1-like
Exons: 3
Coding region: 790-2460 (556 amino acids)
Molecular function (GO): protein dimerization activity
Source: RefSeq, a predicted model, not a curated record
UUAAGACAUUAAGUACCCUCGGUACUUACGAAUGUAUUAAAUAGAUAGUGUGCGUAAGUUCAUUUGAAUCACUUUUUCACGUUGGUGAUUGCUGUAUGCGGUGUGAAUGCAUGGAUUGAGUGGUUUCUAGACUCCAGUUUUUGUAUAGUAAGAAUGUAAUAAUAAUAAUAAUAAUUAUUAUUAUUUACUAUUAUGCGUGUAACACGUUAUAUACUGUAGUAGUGUAGUCUGUAAGGUUACAAAUAAAGAAUAAUUUUCUAAUUUUAUUUAAAUUUAUUUAUACGAUAUAGUCAAUAUACUCUAUCAAAAUGAGGACCAAAUCCAAAAUUUGGAAUUACUUUGAAAAGUAUCCAUCUGAAGGCCUUUGCAUUGAAUGUGGUGAAAAAAAAAAUAGUAAAGGUGGAAAUACUAGCAAUUUAAAAUCGCAUUUGCGUUAUAAGCAUCCAAAUUUAUACUUGGAAUACAUAAACAUUGAUGGGUAAGUGUUAUUUUUUUUUUUUAAAUAAUAUUUUAUGUUAAGUCUUAAAUAGAUUUCAAUUUUGUAAUAAGUAAUUAAUACUUUGUUUUUAAAGAAAUAGUACUAUAACAUCAACAGCUGAUACUGAAGAAGUUUUGGAUGAAUGUGUUGAUGGUCAUUCGACUUUGAGUAAUAUAAAUUGUGAUAAACCAAAUAAUGAAGAAACUAACAUAAAAAGAAAAAUUGGAACUUUGAAACAAAGCAAAUUAAAAGUGAUUUCUCCUUUAGACAAAAAAACAGUUGAAAAAUAUAAACAUGCUAUAGGUAUUUGGAUGUGCACUGAUAUGCAGCCUUAUAAUUCAGUGGAAAGAAAAGGAUUCAAACAUUUACUAUCAGUCUUAUGCCCAAACUUUGAAUUACCCAGCAGGAAAUACUUUUCUGACCAUAAGAUUCCUCAAAUGUAUGAAAUUGUAAGAAAUUGUUUGAAGGAAAAAUUAAAACAAGUAUCAUACAUUUCACUGACAACUGAUUGCUGGACAUCAAUAAAUGGAUAUCCUUUCAUAGGAUUAACGGCUCAUACUAUUAAUAAUGAUUGGAUAAUUGAAAGUUUUUGUUUGGCGUGUACUGCUUUGAAUGUUGAUCACAACAAUGUAAACAUUAAAAAUAAGAUAAAACAAAUUUUAAUUGACUGGGAAAUUGAUGAAUCUAAAAUUGCCGGAAUAACAACAGAUUGUGGAAGUAACAUUUUGAAAGCUGUGGAAAGUUUAUCGUUUAACCACAUACCUUGUUUUGGGCAUGUUUUAAACACUGGUGUAACCAAUGCAUUUGCUUUACCACCUGUUAAGUUAUGCUCUGAAAAUGCUGUGAAAGUGAGAUCAGUUUUUCAUUACAGUCCUAAAAUGAAACGUUCUUUGUUAAAUGCCCAGAUUAAUCUAAAUCUUCCACCUUUAGUAGUUCCAUCUUCAUGUGAAACUCGUUGGUGGUCUUUACUUCCAUGUUUAAACUUUAUAAAAACACAGCAUGAAGUAUUGCGUACAAUAUUAACCACUCCUAAACACCAAAAGAUUUUACCUACCUUUAACCACUUACAAUUAAUUGAACGUUUGUUAUGUAUUUUGAAUCCAUUAAAACAACUGGGGGAAGCUAUGGCUUCAGAAAAAAAUGUAACAAUAUCUUCAUUAUGGCCCAUAUAUCAACAGUUAAAAUUACAAUUUCAUAAGCAGACAAAUGAAAGUCAUUCACAAAAUGUGUCUAUUAAUGAAGCAACUGAAAAUAAUUCAGCUCCCUUGUUUCCUGAAUCGCAAGAAAGUAUAUCCCAUAAUCAACCAACAGUAGAAGAAACUUCAGACUUCUUUUCUCAGAUAAAUGAUGAAUCCACAGAAGAUUGUGAAGAGGAAAUUUUAAGUCAAACAUUAAUUCAAGCAUUAAACCAUGUUGAACAAUUGGUGUCUGAUGCUAUAUUUAAUAAACUUUCUAAACGUUUCAAUGAAAAUAUUAGAACCAAACAAUUGAUACAACUAACAUCAUUUUUGGAUCCUCGCUAUAAAUCUUGUUUAACUAGUUAUGAGUUUUAUAUGGUUAAGCAACGACUCGUCGCAGAAAUGGAACUUAAUGGAAUAAAAUCUGUCGACCCAAGUUCAUCACCACCAUUGAAAAAAAAAAGUUAUUCAGGUAUAGCUUCAUUUUUAAGUACAAGUUUACCCUCCAAUUCUGCUUCAAAUUGUGAGAAUAUUUUUGAAGCUGAGAUUGAAAAAUUCAACCAAAUGCCCAAGGUAGAUUUGGAUACAGAUCCUCUUAACUGGUGGAAAAUAUUUAAUUCAGAGUUUCCAAACUUAUCUCGGUUAGCAAAAAAGUAUCUAUGUAUUCAAGGUACUAGUGUACCAAGUGAAAGGUUGUUUAGCUACGGAGGAAAUGUUAUUACAAACAAACGGUCCUUGCUGUCUGAAGCCCAUGCUGAACAAUUAAUAUUUUUAUCGAAAAAUUCCAAUUUUUUGGUAAAUUGAUUAUACAUAUUAUGUUUUUAAUUUAACAAAAUUUAAUCAAUCUAAUUAUUAUUAAUUAUAUAUAUUAUUAAACUGUUUGUAGAAAGUUAUACAAAAAAGA